CCUCCUAUAUCCAACAAACUUCCCCGAGACCUCACGGCCUCAUAUACACCGCCGUCUUUCACCCAAACUAUAUCUCCACCAAACAUGGCCGCUCCAGGAACCCAAUCGCUCAAGUGCGUCGUCACUGGUGAUGGUGCUGUUGGAAAGACAUGUCUUCUCAUAUCCUACACAACGAAUGCCUUUCCCGGCGAAUACAUCCCUACAGUGUUCGACAAUUAUUCUGCCAGUGUGAUGGUGGAUGGGAAACCGAUUAGCUUGGGACUGUGGGAUACUGCUGGACAAGAAGAUUAUGAUCGACUACGACCUCUUUCGUACCCUCAGACUGACGUCUUCCUCAUCUGCUUCUCUAUCGUCAGCCCGCCAUCUUUCGAUAACGUUAGAGCCAAAUGGUUCCCAGAAAUUGACCAUCACGCCCCAUCAGUGCCUAUAAUCCUUGUCGGGACGAAGUUGGAUUUAAGAGAGGAUCCAGCAACGUUGGAAAGUCUGAGACAGAAGCGAAUGGAACCAGUAUCAUACGAUCAGGCUCUAAUCAUUGCAAAGGAAAUCAGAGCCCACAAGUACUUGGAAUGCUCAGCUUUGACCCAAAGAAAUCUGAAGAGCGUGUUUGACGAGGCCAUCCGAGCGGUCCUAAGCCCAAGACCGCCACCCAAGGCAACAAAGAAGGGGGGGAAGUGCACCAUUUUGUGA
This is a messenger RNA of Lachnellula hyalina, 687 nucleotides long. It is a transcript of the gene Rac1, whose product is annotated as Ras-related C3 botulinum toxin substrate. The annotation marks the transcript as partial. Gene Ontology annotation, biological process: establishment or maintenance of cell polarity; small GTPase-mediated signal transduction; cortical cytoskeleton organization. Gene Ontology annotation, molecular function: protein kinase binding; GTP binding; GTPase activity. The record is from RefSeq and is a predicted model, not a curated record. Gene Ontology annotation, cellular component: plasma membrane; cell projection; cell cortex. The transcript is spliced from 6 exons. Lineage: Eukaryota; Fungi; Ascomycota; Leotiomycetes; Helotiales; Lachnaceae.